AUUCUGAUGUCGAUAAAACAAACAAUGGAGGAUAAUAUAAUGGUUCUUUACUAUCACCUAUGGUUACUUAGCCUAGUUCUAUAAGUAGUACUAAUAUGGUACCAUUUAUAUAUUAUGAGCUAAUAGCUAACUUGGGUAGUAUAGUUCAUCCACUUUAGUCUCCUGUAAAUUAUGUUCUAAUAAUGGAUAGGCUAAAUGCUUUCUUUUUUGUGGAUUAUUUAGCACUUCACAAUGGCCAUUACCAACCAUAACUUAAACCUUUGCAUAAUUUUACAUCUUCAAGUGUAUUAUUAUAUCAAGAAGUGCCAAUUUAAUGCACACAAGCUUACGCAUAUUCUGCAAUAAAUAAUCAAGCAUGCAGGGUGUCCACUGAAAAGAAGAAUUUCGUUAUUUUAAUACGAAUACACAUUAGUAUUUAAAGUGGAUUUUUCUUAUAGGAAUACAAAAGAAGGAUGGCAUGAAGUAUCACAAGUAGAAUCUACUUAUGAGGAAUCAAAUAUCAGUGUAUAUACUGAAUUUGCCACAAGGAAAAUUGGUCUAAAUCUAACAUUACUGAAACAUGAUGGCACUAAUAAAAUAAUAAUUGAUAAAUGA
This is a messenger RNA of Paramecium octaurelia, 594 nucleotides long. NCBI's taxonomy places the organism in Eukaryota, Ciliophora, Oligohymenophorea, Peniculida, Parameciidae. The record is from the annotation of a GenBank genome assembly.